AAACCCCAAACCCCAAACAAACCCGUUGUCCCUCUCCUCAAUUCCCCGGCGACCUUCGGCAUCGUCUUCCUGGAGUUGCUUCCUUUCAAAUUGAUUGUCCAAUAAUAAUUUUGAGUUUAGGAAUUCAAAAUUCUUUUUCUCCAAAAAUCAAAUUGUACAAUUGCUCCCUCUCCUCAUAUAGGUUUAUUUGAAGAGGGGAGAGUAGCGUUUAAAAGAUGGAGCACUUGAGUGUCGAUGCGGCGGUGCACUUGAGUGUCGAUGCGGCGGUGCACUUGAGUGUCGACGCGGUGGCGAUAUGGCAUCAUAUGCAGCGUCAUGAGAAAGAGCUUUGGCAUAAAAGAAAGUUCUUGAUGGGCUUGUCAGCAAUGGACUAUAACGAUCAGAAUGUGAGAUCACAUGCUGCAAAACAGUCAGUAUUGCCAGAGUCAUUGUUGAGGAAAGAUGAUGUCUUCUACGAAGAUGUCAAAAUUUUUGUUGAGAAGGGCUGUCUUCAAACAUGUGAUACUGAAGCAAAGCAGAGUAUAAACGAUGACAAGGAAGAAUUCUGUGAGGCACACAAUAUGUCAAGAAUUAUUUUGACCAUGCUUGAUGAUUUGUCAAACAAUGGCCUCUGCUGCCUGGCCAAGAUAGUGACGGGAGGUUCAGCUAUUCAUGAUAAAACUCGUCCUCGUCCACAGAUUGUAAGAGUUAUUAAAAACAGCUUACAAAAACUACAUGGCGAUCAGUUGAUUAGCAAUUAUCAAGGCGCAAUGCAAAAUCAGCUAUCUCAGUUGCUGAAGAACCCAAAGAAUUUUCGCCAAAAUCAUGGGAGACACUUAAAGUUGACAAAGAAAUCUCUUCUUAGUGCUUUCGAGAAGGUUCAACUUCAAAGUAUUCCUAUACGGAUUCUGUCUGCGAUGUAUAGGAGACUGAAAGGGACACAAGGGAUCAUGCCAAAAUUGCGUCCUCGUCAUUCUGGAUGGAACAGAAAGAUUUUGAUGGACCACGUGGAGAAAUUGUGGCGGAAGAUGAUCGACCAACUUGAUGAAUCAGAUAACCUUCAACACUCUGCUUUAGUCAAAGCAAUGGCAGUUCCAGGCUUAUAUUCAAAAAUCGCUUCUGACUAUCAGGAUUUCUCCAUGGCCAAAUUUGUACAUCCGCCGCCAGAAAUGGAAGCAUUACAGAGUGAGAUUGUAAAGGCUAUUUGGUCUCUUGACAAGAGAUUCAAGAAAGAGGAGUUGAAGAACUUGCAAUUUCUAUUGGACCCUAAAUCUAAAGUGGAUGUUAACGGCCUAAGAAAAGCAAUAAGGAAUAUGCUGAUAGAUUGUCUCUUCGAAUGCAGUGAUAUGGAUGUGGUUCCAGAUUCUUUAUUUGAUGCAUUGUCUCUUAUCAAUAAGAAGUCAUGUAAUGCAUCCAGGCUUUCUUCAGAGGUUGUUGAAGAAGAGGUGGAAUGUAUAUUGAAUGUGGGUGCUCAUAUAAAGCAGCUUUUGUGGAAUUGUGUUCCCGUUGAUAAUCUUGACCAAGAUUUUGUGGAUGCAUACAUGGAGGAACUUGAAGAAAGUGACGAUGGAGAUAUCUUUGACGACGAUGACCAGCAGCUGCAUACAAAUUCCUUGGAUAAAAUUCAGAUUAGAUUUAAUGACUUCAGUGAAGAGGUAGCUAGUACCAGAGAUGCAUUUCAUUCUAGUUAUAGUUCAGCAACAUCAGCAUACAAAGAUAAUUCUGGAAAUUCUAAUGAGUAUGCUUCUAGGCCAUCCUUUAGGGCUGCAAGCUUUGCUGUUAAAGAGGAAUGCAGGGACACGGAGAUCAAUGAAGUGGAAAUGUACUCUAUUGCUGCUGGAAAUGGUUCAUUCCCUCUUGUUUCACCUAUGGUACAUGGGAACGGUGAUGUUGGGGGCAGACAAGAUCCUCCAAACAAUGCUUCAGUGGAUUCUGCUAACCUUGUUGAGAACUGCCUGAAGCAAAAUCCAACAUCUGAAUCUCAGAGAAAUCGUUAUGUAGCCAUCCAAGAAGUGAGUGACCAAGCAAGUUUAGUUGCAUACCAGAUUAUUGGACAUGUUUUGGCAGGCUUUGGACGGAUGCAAUCGUUGGGUUUAAAUUGGGAAAAUGAAUCAUAUCUUAGAGGCAAAUAUUUGAAGUCCGAAAAUUUUCAAGCAGUUGCUGACUCAAAGGACCAAGAUGGGAGUAGUUCCAUCAUUGCUCAAGCAGUUCAUGAAAUCAUACCUUCAUUUCCUAACAGCCAACUGGAGAGAGUGAAGAAGUUCUUGAGCUAAUAAUGGAGGAGCUAAUUAGUCACCGUGCCUGGAAACUAGGAUUGCUCAGCUUAAAAGUCUUCUUACUUUUUUUGCAUCCCCGAAAGAGUGGAACUUUCCCUCGAGUUUCUACUUGGUCUCUCUCUAUUCCUUGAGAGUUGAGAUGGGUUAGUUCAAUCUUUCACAAGUACUCCAUCCGUGCGGAAAUAAGAGCUUCAUAUACUGUUCUGGAAUGCACAUCUAAAUUUCAAACAGCCAAGGGCCUUGCUUACAACGCGAAAAGAAAUGUACUUUAUGUUGCAGAUCCUGAAAAUGAUGCUUUGAGCCACCAAGGUAUGAUGACAGAGAAACUGCAUAACGAGUUUCAAAUCCCGGGGUCUCUGUUGGGCUGGUGUGGACUGCUUUCGGUGGGGAAGUUCAAUUUGUCGAGGCUAGUGUAAUGGCGGGGAAAUGUGAACUACCUCUAACUGGACAACUUGGCGAUGUUAUUAAGGAGUCUGCACAAAUAGCUCUUACCUGGGUGAGGGCGAGGGCCAUGGAGCUGAACUUGGUUGCUACUGGUGAAAUCAACUUAAUGGAGGGGCGGGACAUUCAUAUACAUUUUCCUGCUGGGGCUGUUCCCAAGGACGGUCCAUCAGCGGGCGUGACAUUGGUAACAGCACUUGUCUCCUUAUUAAGUCAAAAGAGAAUGAGAGCUGAAUAGGUGAUACAGCUAUGACUGGGGAGAUGACUUUGAGGGGCCUUGUGCUACCUGUUGGUGGUGUCAAGCAUAAGGUGCUCGCAGCACAUCGGUAUGGUAUAAAGAGAGUCACAUUGCCUGAGACUCUGAGAGUCACAUCGGUAUGGCAGCACGGUACAGGUGAUCAGAUGAAUAUAUAAUUUAGGAUUAGUUACAUAUAAUUAGAGGGUAAUCAAUCAAUAUUAGAACAUCUAUUUCUGUAACGCCCCGACUUUUCGGCUCCUUAAUUAGCGGUAAUAAACCGCACUUAACUGAUCAUUGGCAGUGGAAAUAGAAUAAAAUAAUCCUGGGACCUGUGGGUAUGGGCCCACAAAUAAAAUAAUCCUUAAUAACAUCCAAUAAAUAAUACAACUUUCCCAAAAAUAAAUACAAAUCAACAUUCUUAUAACAACCUCAGUAACAGGAUUUCCGUAAUAAAUAAUUUAUCAUCUCGAUAUCUCCAUAAUAAAUAACCAACUCCAGUAAUAACUCUCAUUUGAGCAACUUGAGCUCCUUAAUCGAACCUGUGCAUCAUCAUAAAAAUAGAAAUCAGGAAAAACACAGAAAAUACAAAAAUGAGUGGAAAACUCAGUAAUAUUACUCCAGCCCGUUAAAACGAUUUUAUUUUAAAAAUCAUUUCGCACAUAUUAAUCAUUAACAUUUAUUGCUCGGAAAUAACUAACUUAAUCUCGUUAUCUUGAAAACUGUGUCGGCAAGGAAUCAUUUCCUUUACAGCUCAUUGGCAAGUACAGGCUUUGGCGGGACUUUUCUUACAUCUUUUCAGGGGGGAACUGUUUCCCAAACUUUAACUUUAACAUGGCCUCCACCUGUAACUUGCCCAUUUACUAGUUCAGUUCACUUUUCCAGGCCGACAAAAGCAACAUCGUAUUUCUUUAAAAUAACUUUAUAAAUAUCGUCAUUAUUCCCGAACAAGAGCUUUAACAUCAUAAAAUAAUAACAUAUUAUCAUAAUCGUACUUAUAAACAUUAAAUCAUACAUCAUGCCAUUAGCACAUAAAUCACAUAAUAAUCAUAUAAUCAUACAUAACACACAUACGGGCAUAUAAAGCUUAAAUGCUGGACAUAAUAGUUACACAAUAACAUAUACGGACAUGUAAUAAAAUGCUAGACAUAAUAAUUACCUCGAUCCAUUCUUUACUAGAUCGGUUGAGCCGUACGUCUUAUACUCCAAAUUAUUCUCAUAGUUGACAACCUCAAAAUUAUAAGAAUGAGACAUAUUAAUAAUUAACUCAUUAAAAUCCUUUAAUGAAAUGUUCACUUAAAAACCAUACUUACUAUUUGCUUUAGUUUCUAACCGAAGCUCCAAACCCUUAUAUUUGCCUUGAUGUAUUCUUAACCAGCCCAAACAAAUGCUUCUUAUUAAAAUUCAAACCAUGGCCCACUCAUCACUCAGAUACAAAUAGGCAGUAGAACAAGAGGAGGAAAAACUAUAGAAAUAACCAACAAGAGCAUAGAAGAUAACAGGGGUCACUCAACAACAACGCCCGCAUCAACAAUGGACUCCGGCGACGAACAAGAAGUGACGCCGGGGUUGGGUUCUGGGCGACGAAGGGAACAUUCGCCUGAAGCAGGUGGUGGCAGCAGCAACGCCAGCGAGUGGUGGCCGCGGUGGUCAAAGGAGGAGAGAGAAAAAUGCGGGAAAAAGCUUCAUGAUUCAUCAAUGGAGUACCCAUUUUCUCUUACUCAUUUCUGAAUUGGGUUUUUGGUAUUGCAAUUUACUGAACAUUAGGAAGCUAUUUAUAAAGAUUUCUUGAGAUGGUGAGUCAUGAAAUUGAGAAAUGGUUUAGACAUUUGGCUAUCCGAAAUUGUGCCACACAAGAAUGAAGAAAGAUGAAUUGGCUUUUCUAUGCAUUUGGACAGAAUUUGGAGACAAAGGAAAGUCAAAGGCUUGGUGGCAAAGCUCUCCAUUUACACGUAUGGAGAAGGAACAAGAAGAAAAAUGGGUCUUUGGUUUUUCAAUUGAUAUAAUGGCAAAAUAGUAAUUUAUGAACUUAGAAUAGAAAUAAAGAUGAAAUAGAAAUCAGAUUUUGGGCAAUAAAGUUGGCUUGAAAGAGCAAACUCAUCGUAUGAAAAAUAAAUUGGGCUAAAAUAAUUGAUAUUAAGUCACAAUAAAUAGAUAGACAUAAGUAGGAUAAUUAAAAUAGCUCGGAAAAAUUUAGGACGUAAUUACGUUAAUAAUCGUAAUUACAGAAUAAUAAAACAGGCUUAAAAAUACGGGGUGUUACAAUUUCAGUAUUUCUAUUAUUGCCUCAAAUAUUCUGUUGUUAUUUUAGAAUCAGUCUGCUGGAUUGUUGCUGAUAUAUGCAGGAACAGAACAAAGAAACUUCAUGAAUAAGUCAACAAAAGAGCGAAGAGCUGAAAGCAAGAUUGAGGAAGCUAGAGGAAUUGGCUGAGAGGAAAGCAUAUGCAGAACUUGUGAAGGAUAUUACUCCAAAGAAGCCAAAUGAGCCUUUCUCAUCUUACAAGGAUCAGCUUGGAUUUGUUUGUGUCAAGGGCAUUCGGUUGAGAGGACAUGCAACAUGAUAAAAGAUGUGAGGCUCUGUUGUGAACCAGGUCAAAAGCCUACAGGCAGUUCAGGAGUGGCACCUGAUGCAAUGUUUUCAAAACUCCAAGGGAGGGGCCUUUGCCAAAGAGGAGUUGGAUGAAGUUCGAGACAAGUGGACUACUUACUUCAACUUCAACGAUUGUGAACUACCCUCAGUGUAAUAAAUAGAGCAGGCUUGUAGUUUUCCGUGGCUCUUACAUUACUUUGUUAUUUAUUGAUUUAAUUAGUUACAUUUGAAUUAAUUCGUUAAAAUUAUUGCAAAUUUGAAAUUUAUAUCAUUUUUGAGGACUGUCAAGCUGAUAUUUGGUGAAA
Molecule: messenger RNA, 5826 nt
Organism: Spinacia oleracea (spinach)
Lineage: Eukaryota; Viridiplantae; Streptophyta; Magnoliopsida; Caryophyllales; Amaranthaceae
Exons: 14
Coding region: 216-2252 (678 amino acids)
Source: RefSeq, a predicted model, not a curated record